AUGCCGUUUCAUCUGCCGUUCUCGUUCCGCAAGGGCGGGUCGAAGCCUGUAGGCAAUGAGCAUGGCUAUGCCAUGGUCGGCUACUUCCCGAACUGGUCGAUCUACCAAAAAGGGUACAAGCCGCAUCAUGUACCGAUUGAGCAGCUUUCGCAUGUAUUGUAUGCGUUUGCGAAUGUCAACCCCGACGAUGGGACGGUGUAUCUUUCUGAUCCGUGGGCAGAUGAGCAGAUUCAGUAUGAAGGGGAUGAUGCACACCAGGGUCAUGCCCUGUAUGGCAACCUGCAUCAGUUCUUGCGUUUCAAGAAGCAGCAUCGUCACUUGAAGCUGCUUCUCUCGGUCGGUGGCUGGUCGUAUUCCGCCAACUUCCGUGGCAUGCAAAGUGCAGAGAAGCGUUUGAACUUUGCGCAGUCGUGUGUCAAGAUCCUAGCCAACUAUGGCCUUGAUGGCAUUGAUAUCGAUUGGGAGUACCCAUCCACGCGGGUUGAGGCGGAGGCGUAUGUGAAGCUCCUUGACGUUGUACGGAAGGACUUGGAUAUGUAUGGUGAGCGCGCUACGCCUGAUGCUCCUCACUACCUGCUCACAGUCGCCGCGCCAUGUUCCCCGCAGCAGUACGAGCUCCUUGACCUGGCUGGCAUGGAUCGGUUCUUGGACUUUUGGAACUUGAUGGCGUACGAUUUCAGCGGCAGUUGGGAUCAGGUGGCGAAUCACCAAGCCAAUCUCUAUGGGGGAGCGAUCUCUGUGUCGAAAGCGGUGGACGACUACCAACGUGCUGGCGUCCCGAGCAACAAGCUGGUCCUGGGUAUUCCGCUGUACGGCCGUGGCUUUGACGGUACCAAAGGUCCUGGCCAGCCGUACCAGAAAGUGAGUGACGUGGAAGGCGGUGUGUUUCUGUACAAGGCCUUGCCUCUGCAUGGCGCUGAGGAGCAGUUCAGCGAGCGCGAAGGUGCGUCGUGGUCGUACAAUGGCCACCAAUUUAUUUCGUACGACUCCCCCCAGGCCACAAAAGCCAAAGCGGCGUUCAUCCAGCAAAAGCAGUUGCGAGGUGCCAUGUUCUGGGAAAUGAGCGGCGACCAUCCCACAAGCCAUGAACGUUCGCUGAUCCGGUGCAUGGCGUCUGAGCUCCAUACGUUGGAUUCGUCGCCGAACCACACGUCGUACCCGGAGAGUGUCUUUGACAACGUGCGUCAUUCCUAA
Molecule: messenger RNA, 1194 nt
Organism: Malassezia pachydermatis
Lineage: Eukaryota; Fungi; Basidiomycota; Malasseziomycetes; Malasseziales; Malasseziaceae
Product: endochitinase 1 precursor
Exons: 2
Coding region: 1-1194 (397 amino acids)
Biological process (GO): carbohydrate metabolic process; chitin catabolic process
Cellular component (GO): extracellular region
Molecular function (GO): chitinase activity; chitin binding
Source: RefSeq, a predicted model, not a curated record